Messenger RNA from Salvia miltiorrhiza (redroot sage), 656 nucleotides. RefSeq lists its product as uncharacterized. NCBI's taxonomy places the organism in Eukaryota, Viridiplantae, Streptophyta, Magnoliopsida, Lamiales, Lamiaceae. The record is from RefSeq and is a predicted model, not a curated record. The transcript has 2 exons. Bases 48 to 638 code for a protein of 196 amino acids.
UUAAGAAGGCCAGGUAUAGAACACGUAAGGGCCAAAUUGCGACCAACAUGCUAGGAGUUUGUGAUCGCAAUAUGAAGUUUGUAUAUGCAUUGCCGGGUUGGAAGGGAUCAGCGGCUGAUUCUCACAUACUCCGGGAUGCAGUCAAUAGGCCACAUGGAUUUAGAGUCCCCCGGGGGAAUUAUUAUUUGGUAGAUUGUGGAUAUGCAAACAGUGAAGACUUUCUUGCACCGUAUAAAGAAGUUCGUUAUCAUUUGAAGGAGUGGGGGCCUACUAAUGCAAGGCCUCAAAAUACUGAGGAGUUGUUUAAUCUACGACAUGACAAAGCUCAGAAUGUUAUUGAACUUGCAUUUGGAAUCCUGAAGAUGCGGUGGGCUGCACUAAGAAGUUCAACGUAUUAUCCCAUCAAAAUUCAAAUUAGGCUAAUGAUGGCGUGUGUUCUUCUUGACAACUUCAUUCGUUCUAACAUGGCGAUUGAUCCGGUCGAGCAGCAGUACGAUCUACUCCUCCAAGAACUCGAGAUCACCAAUGAUGAGCCGAAGGAUUUUGUUGAUACAAUUAACUCGUCUCAAGCGUGGAACGCGGAGAUGGAUGCCCUCGCACAAACAAUGUGGCAGCAAUAUUGUGAUGCUAUGAACUAAUGCAUGUUUAGUGAUUAU